UGGUCAUCUCCUGUAGUAUGUCCACAGUCUCUGGUCAUCUCCUGUAGUAUGUCCACAGUCUCUGGUCAUCUCUUGUGCUAUGCCCGCAGUCUCCGCAGUCUCUGGUCAUCUCCUGUACUAUGCCCGCAGUCUCUGGUCAUCUUCUGUACUAUGUCUGCAGUCUCUGGUCAUCUCCUGUACUAUGUCUGCAGUCUCUGGUCAUCUCCUGUACUAUGUCCGCAGUCUCUGGUCAUCUCCUGAGGUAUGUCCACAGUCUCUGGACAUUUCCUGUACUAUGUCCGCAGUCUCUGGUCAUUUCCUGUACUAUGUCCGCAGUCUCUGGUCAUCUCCUGUACUAUGUCCGCAGUCUCAUAUCAUCUCCUGUACUAUGUCUGCAGUCUCUGGUUAUCUCCUGUAGUAUGUCCACAGUCUCUGGUCAUCUCCUGUAGUAUGUCCGCAGUCUCUGGUCAUCUCCUGUAGUACGUCCGCAUUAUCUGGUCAUUUCCUGUACUAUGUCUGCAGUCCAUUGGUUCAGAAUAUUUUUUUUUCUUGUUUUACUCCUCUAA
Molecule: messenger RNA, 545 nt
Organism: Staurois parvus
Lineage: Eukaryota; Metazoa; Chordata; Amphibia; Anura; Ranidae
Source: the annotation of a GenBank genome assembly